This is a messenger RNA of Brassica napus (rape), 1695 nucleotides long. Its product is annotated as methyltransferase N6AMT1-like. Gene Ontology annotation, cellular component: eRF1 methyltransferase complex. Bases 299 to 1048 code for a protein of 249 amino acids. Lineage: Eukaryota; Viridiplantae; Streptophyta; Magnoliopsida; Brassicales; Brassicaceae. Gene Ontology annotation, biological process: methylation. The record is from RefSeq and is a predicted model, not a curated record. The transcript is spliced from 3 exons. Gene Ontology annotation, molecular function: nucleic acid binding; S-adenosylmethionine-dependent methyltransferase activity; protein methyltransferase activity.
UUUAUUAAAACUUAAGGGCAUGUUUUCAACAUUUUUUUUUCUCCUGUCACAUUCGCCUUCGCCGUCGCCUCCUUGUUCGUGGAGAUCUAUCGUCCGAGAUUUUUCUCUACUGCUCUUAUAAAGUUGAUAAAAAUCGAAGCUUUCGAAGACUAGCAAAACCGGCGUUUCAAGAAAAUCUCGAAUCUCCAGUGAGUAACUCUCUUCUUACUCUGGAUGUAUCAAAUCUCCGAUCUUACUAGAACUUCGAGAGGAGACUACUUUUAUAGGACGAACCCAUCAGUAAUCUCAGAUUGCUGUCAUGUCCGAGAAGCCACCAGAAAUCGCUGACAUCAUGCGUGUAAGCUCGCAUCGUGAAGUGUACGAACCAUGCGAUGAUUCAUUCGCUCUAGUCGACGCACUACUCGCUGACCAAACCAACCUUAUAAACCACAACCCCAACCUUUGUAUGGAGAUUGGAUGCGGAAGCGGAUACGUCAUCACGUCCCUCAUCCUCCUCCUCAAAUCAAAACUCCCCACCGUUCAUUACCUAGCCACCGACACAAACCCAAUCGCUGCACGCGUAACAAACCAAACUCUCGAAGCACACGGAGUCAAAGCUGAGAUUGUCUGCACGGACAUAGCUUCUUGUCUAGAAGAGAGACUCGCCGGCUCCGUCGACGUGAUGGUGGUGAACCCACCUUACGUUCCUACGCCUGAGUACGAAGUUGGAAUGGAAGGUAUUGCAUCUUCUUGGGCUGGAGGGGAGAAUGGGAGGAGCGUUAUCGACAGGAUGUUGCCUGUGGUUGAUCGUUUGCUUUCGGAGAAAGGGUGGUUCUACCUGGUGACGUUGACUUCGAAUUACCCGGCGGAGAUAUGUUUGAUGAUGAGGAAGAGAGGCUUCGCGUGGAGGAUCUUGGUUCAGAGGUCGACGGAAGAGGAGAAUCUCGUUAUCCUCAAGUUCUGGAGAGACGGAGAUGAGGAGAGCUUGGAGAAGGAGACGUCAACGGCUUCGUUGGUGUCGGAGUUUUCGAGAUCUUUGACAUCGUUUAUGGAGAAACAAUGGCGGUGAGAACUUGAUGAUCUCAGGAGCAUUUUUACAAGAACUUGUAAUGUUGUUGCAAACACUACUUCUAGUGUUCAAUUUUUUUUUUUUGAAACCCGGUUAUGUGUUGGUCUAUUUUCGAAAACCGAAUUAAACCAAAAAUCACCGUGUCUGUGCAUGCCUAUUUUCGAGUGCUGACGUGGCUGAAUGUAAGUGGACGUUCACGUAAAUAAACGCGCGAGAGCCGUCAUGUUAGACUUCUUCCGUAAAUUUACGGAAGCACCCUCAUUAUUACAAGACGACCAGGGGUGGAUUAGACAAGUAUAUAAAUGUCGAUAAGCUAAGCCAAUUCCAAAACGCAAGCGAUAGCCUCUCCUCACAGAUCUAAAAAGACCUCCUCCUCGUUCAUACAUAAGAGAGAAACGAAAGAGAGCCAAAUCACUCUCCCCCUUUAUAUAAACACCCAUUUUACAAAAUCUUUUUUCCCUCUCCAAUCCUUCAGAUCUGUAUAUAAAAGCCUCACCUCUUCGUUUUAUUUCGCCAAAUCUCCACGAAACCCUAGAUUUCGUGUCGGAAUCUCUAAAAGAGAGAGGCAAAUGACAGAUCAAGGAUUGGAAGGGAGUAAUCCAGUGGACCUUGCCGAGCAUCCUUCGGGGAUUGUGCCUACUCUUCAG